AUGGACAGGGAGAACAAGCCGGAGAAGACCAUUCACCACAUCACCCAUCUCCACCCCUUGAAGCUCACCGAUCUGCAAGGAGACGAAGCGAAGCCCGUCUGCCACGCGUGCCGCCAUCCUUGCGCCGCCUCGGCCUACCGGUGCGAGCGGUGCCGCUACGUUCUCGACCCGACCUGCGCUCGGCUGCCGCAAGUCCCCCGCCACCCCACCCUGCCCAUCCCUCCCACCCUCUCACCCUCCAUCUCUUGCCGGCGUACUCCACCGGCGCCUUCCUUUGCAACGCGUGCGGCCAGAACGGAGCCGCCUUCUGCUUCCACUGCGCUCGCUUGGCUUUACAUCUGCAGGGCUUGCGAUUUCGGCGGCCACAUCAGCUGCUUCGUGUCGGGGACGAAGCCCGCGGAACAGGCCACCGCUGCCCAACGACAGAUCGAUCCGGCGGCGGCGCUGUCCGGGAUGCAGCAGAAGCUGAUGGCUCAGAUGUUCAUGGCAGACACGAUGGCGCAGACGGGGAGGAACGCGGUGGCGUUGACGGGAGGACCUCGAGAGUACGUUUACUAUAAUUCGGCGCUGCUACCGAGCCAGUACGCUGGCAUGGCCGAUUCAAUGGUGAUGAACAAUCUGGCAUUGUUAUCUCUGAACGAUCAGAAGACUGGUGGUGGUGGUGGUGGUCCGGCUGGUGGAGAUGUGGCAAGUUCUGCUGGGAAUACAUCCACUCUGUCAUAG
This is a messenger RNA of Musa acuminata AAA Group (dessert banana), 723 nucleotides long. RefSeq lists its product as uncharacterized. The transcript has 2 exons. NCBI's taxonomy places the organism in Eukaryota, Viridiplantae, Streptophyta, Magnoliopsida, Zingiberales, Musaceae. Bases 1 to 723 code for a protein of 240 amino acids. The record is from RefSeq and is a predicted model, not a curated record.